GGGAGAGAGAGCCGGGCGCUCUGUCGCACUGCCGGAAGACAGCGUCGCGCUUUGCGGCUCGGCUGCCCCUGAGAAGAGGCUGGGAAGCCCCGUUCGGCCUUUUCCCGGUGCCGCCGCUGAAGGGAGGGAGCAGCCAUGCCGGCCAAGGGCCCCCUGCAGAGCGUCCAGGUCUUCGGGCGGAAGAAAACAGCAACUGCUGUUGCCCACUGCAAGAGAGGAAAUGGCCUCAUUAAAGUGAAUGGAAGACCUCUGGAAAUGAUUGAGCCCAGAACUCUGCAGUAUAAACUGCUUGAACCUGUCCUCCUCCUGGGGAAGGAACGGUUUGCUGGUGUUGACAUCAGAGUCCGUGUAAAGGGUGGUGGCCACGUAGCGCAGAUCUACGCUAUCCGUCAAGCUAUUUCCAAAGCAUUGGUGGCUUACUAUCAAAAAUAUGUUGAUGAAGCUUCUAAGAAAGAGAUCAAGGAUAUUCUAAUCCAGUAUGACAGGACUCUGCUGGUUGCAGAUCCUCGCCGUUGUGAAUCCAAGAAAUUUGGAGGACCUGGUGCUCGUGCACGCUACCAGAAGUCUUACCGUUAAAAUUGUUCUACGGUCAUGUGACAGUCAAUAAACACAAAGAAAAUUUGAUAAA
Molecule: messenger RNA, 628 nt
Organism: Chroicocephalus ridibundus (black-headed gull)
Lineage: Eukaryota; Metazoa; Chordata; Aves; Charadriiformes; Laridae
Gene: RPS16
Product: ribosomal protein S16
Exons: 6
Coding region: 136-576 (146 amino acids)
Biological process (GO): translation; maturation of SSU-rRNA from tricistronic rRNA transcript (SSU-rRNA, 5.8S rRNA, LSU-rRNA)
Cellular component (GO): cytosolic small ribosomal subunit; ribosome
Molecular function (GO): structural constituent of ribosome; RNA binding
Source: RefSeq, a predicted model, not a curated record